CAAGGGGGAGCCGCAGAGGACAAGGCACAGACUGCCAGAGCUGCUAUGAGUGCCGUGAGGUUGCUGCUGCACAGAGCAGCCGGGCGCACGCCCCCCGGGGCCCAGUACUGCCGUGAGGCUGGGGGCGGCUCCGUGCAGGUUUUGAUCCCUCUGGAGAGGCCGGGGGGGCCCAGGGGGGCCCAGGGCCGAGCCACUGCCAUCGCCUGUGGCCUGCUGGGGGCACUGCUGUUCUUCGUGCUGGGCUGUGUGCUGGGGGCGAUGGGGCGGCGGGGGGCACCCCAGGGCUGCAGCGGGCCCCAGACCGAGCUGCUGGCAGCUGGAGGCAAUGAGGAGGGGGUGGUGCUGCGCCCUCCAGGGGAACCCCCCCUCUACUGGGCCGACCUACGGGGCCUGCUGCAACGUGAGCUGAGCCCCCAGCGCCUCAAUGCCCGUGUCAGGAGAGCCAGCGAGGGCCCCCACCCCCCCGGCUCAGCCCAGGCACAGGCACUGGCUCAGUGGGUCCUGGCCGAGCUCGGGGCCUGCGGGCUGGACCGGGCUUGGACCGACAGCCACUACGUGGGGCUGCCACGCCCUCACAGGCUUCAUCCCAACAUGCUGCUGCGCCUGGACCCAUGGGGGGGCAUCCUGGAGCAGCUCCCCCUGGAGGACCCUGAGGCCUACUGCCCCUACAGCGCACCUGGCAAUGCCACGGGGAGGCUGGUCUAUGCCCACUAUGGGCGGCCCGAGGACCUGGCGGCACUGAGGACAGCGGGGGCUGAUCCCUAUGGGCACCUCGUCCUCGUGCGCGUGGGGGAGAUCAGCUUCGCCGAGAAGGUGGCCAAUGCGGAGGCAGCUGGGGCACGGGGGGUGCUGAUCUACCCUGACCCAGCGGACAUCCCCCAGGAUCCCCCCAGCCUGGGGCUGCCCCCGGACACCGCCGUCUACGGCCACGUGCACCUUGGCUCCGGGGACCCUUACAGCCCCGGGUUCCCGUCCUUCAACCAGACUCAGUUCCCCCCGCUCCGGUCCUUGGGGCUGCCCCAAAUCCCAGCCCAGCCCAUCAGUGCUGCCACCGCUGCCCGCUUGCUCCGGACACUGACAGGCCCUGAGGCCCCCCGGGGGUGGUGGGGACGCCUGCCAGCUGUGCCCUACCACCUUGGCCUGGGGGACCCAGGUGUCCAAGUGCAUCUGGACGUCCACAAUGUGAAGGUCACGACCCUUAUCAGCAAUGUCUUCGGCUGCCUGCAGGGGCGCCUGGAGCCCGACCACUAUGUCAUUGUGGGAGCUCAGCGGGACUCGCUAGGCCCCGGGGCUGCCCGGGCUGGUGUCGGAACUGCAGUGCUGCUGGAGCUCACCCAGGCCCUGGCUGCCAUGGUCCGCCACGGCUUCCAGCUCCGCCGCAGCCUGCUUUUUGUGAGCUGGGAUGCCGGAGACUUUGGCAGCGUUGGCUCCACAGAGUGGUUGGAGGGGUAUUUCAGCGUCCUGCAUCUCAAAGCCGUCGCCUACAUCAGCCUGGACAACGCAGUGCUGGGUGAGGGGGGGGGGCCGGCACCUGGGUUCUCUGGAGAUGGGUGCUGGGGGUCCCGGAUGCCUGGAUUCUCUGGGAGGGGCCCAGCUCUGAGCCCCCGCAACCCCCCAGGAGAUGACAAGUUCAUUGCCAGAACCAGCCCUCUCCUGGUCAGCCUCAUUGAGAGCAUCAUCAAGCAGGUCGACAGCCCCAGCCGCAGCAGCCAGAGCAUCUACGAGCAGGUCACAGCUUCUGGGCGGCACUGGAUCAGUGAGGUGAUCCGGCCUCUGCCCAUGGAGAGCAGCGCCUAUGCCUUCACAGCCUUUGGGGGGGUCCCAGCUGUGGAGUUCUCCUUCGUCGAGGAGGCCCGCCCCUACCCCUUCCUAAGCACUCGGGCCGACACCUAUGCCCGGCUGGAGGCAGCACUGGGUGGGCGGCUGCCCGCUGUGGCCGAGGCUGUGGCCGAGGUCGUGGGGCAUCUCCUCAUCCGCCUCAGCCAUGACCGCAUCCUGCCCCUUGACUACAGCUGCUAUGGGGAUGUCCUGCUGCAGCACCUGGCACCGCUCGGGCGUCAUGAGGCCCAGCUGCAGGUGCGGGGGCUGACACUGGGCUGGUUGUACUCGGCCCGGGGGGACCUGGCCCGUGCUGGUGAGCAGCUGCGCCGGGACGUCCUGGGCUCUGACGAGGGCAAUGAGCGGCUCACGCGUGGCUUCAACCUGCGCAUUAUGAGGGUGGAAUUCUCCUUCCUGUCCCCCUACGUGGCCCCCACGGAGACCCCCUUCCGCCACGUGUUGUAUGGCCGUGGCCCCCACACGCUGCCCGCCCUGGUGGCCGCCCUGGCCCGGUUGCCCCCUGCCGGCACUCCUGCAGCCCCCAUGGACCGUGACGGAGACAGCGACAGGGAGCUGCGGCGCCGCCUGGCCCUGCUGACCUGGACCCUGCAGGCAGCUGCCAACGCCCUGGCUGGCAACCUCUGGGACAUGGGCAGUGGCUUCUGAGGGGCUCCAGCUUGGGGCCCACCUCGGAUCAGGCCCCUCUGCCCAGGAUUGGGCCCCUCCUGGAUCAGAGCCGCUUAGGAUCGGGCAUUUCCAGGAUCGGGGCCACCCAGAUUUGGGCCCCUCCACUCAGAAUUAGGCCUUUUUCGGGAUUGGGCUCCCCAGACAACUGGGUUCUCUGUCUCUGGAGUCAAUAAAGGGGGCUGAGGCCCCGUUUCUCCGUCCCUCUGUGAUGCUGGGGGGGGCCCGAUCCUGGGGCUUGGAGGGUGGCAGAACAUGAAUGACUCAUGCCCCCAGUGGCCGGGGGGGGCGUGGCGGUGGUGGUGGUGGCGGGAACGCGGUGACAGUAAGUGGGGGAGCUCCCAUAGCCGGCAGCAGCCGGCAGGGAUUGUGGAUCGCCUGCAGAUGAACCACCCACUACACGUCACCCGUGGGGCCAGAUGCUCUAGGACUAAGUGGGGGGGAGGCGGGCAGGACUCUAUGGUCUCAGGGAGGAAUGGCGGGGGGCCCUCUAGGCCUCUAUGGUCACUCGAGGAGGGCUGGGAGGCCACCAGGGCAGGACUCUAUAGUUAGGGGAGGGCACUGUAGGUUGGGAGAGGUCUUCCACACAGAGGGGAACUCUACAGUGAGGGGAGGCCAGUCUACUGGGGGGGGGCGCGGCUCCAUAGUAACACUCUAUGGAGGACACUCAAGGCAGGGGAGAUGUCUAUGGUGAUGCUCCUCUUUGGGAGCCAUGUUGGUUGACUCUGGUAAGAGGAGGGUGCUCUAGGCUUGGAGAUUGGGGGAGGAGGAGACAGAAUGUAUGGUCAAGCUGGGCACUCUAGGCCAGGGAGUGGCCUCUAUGGGGAGGGGAGAGCACUCUAGACAGGGUGGCUGACUAUGGUGUCUUGGUCCUCCAUGGACUGGGCGCUCUAGCCUUGGGAGGACUUUAUGGUUAGUGUCACAGUCUCUAUGGUGAGGGGAGGUGCUCUAGGCUGAGAGAGGUCUCUGUGGUUGGGAGAGCACCCCCCUCCCCCCACCCAUG
Molecule: messenger RNA, 3505 nt
Organism: Alligator sinensis (Chinese alligator)
Lineage: Eukaryota; Metazoa; Chordata; Crocodylia; Alligatoridae
Gene: TFR2
Product: transferrin receptor 2
Exons: 18
Coding region: 46-2484 (812 amino acids)
Biological process (GO): endocytic iron import into cell
Cellular component (GO): external side of plasma membrane
Source: RefSeq, a predicted model, not a curated record